CCUAUUUUUCUAUUUUUUCCACCAUAAGCUCAAAUGUCGGGGCAACCUGAGACAUUUGGCGCUAUAUGUGGAACAUAUAGUAUGUUGUCAGGCACUCUUAUGGGAAAUGUCGGGGGCUCGUACAAAAAAACGGUUGGGCGUAAAGAGAUGCCGUAAAGUGCAUUAGAUGCCUCUCGAAAAGUUUUAAAAUGACUUUUUUCUAAUUCAUGGUAUCUUGAACCAUUUUCAAGAAAUUCAAUAAAAACCGAUUUUUCGGUUUCGAAAUCAUAAAUGUUUCGCUGAAUGAAUUGGGUGCAUAACACAAAGUUGUAUGUAAUAGCAAAUAUGUUCAUAACCGCAUUAUCUAUAAUAUUUACUCGAAAAUUUUUUCGAAAUAAUGCUAGGUACAGGCGGUAAGUUCAAAUUUCCGAAAAAUUUUGCAAUUUCGGCUACCAAUUUCUCCACUGAGCUACAGCCUAGACGAUACAUUUUGGUAACCUAAACUAAACGGGAUCGUAUUGGGGAAGGUCCCGGCUAGUGCCCUCGACUGAUUGACUUUUUCGAAAUAAGCCUUGGUUUUUAAGAUAUGGCGCGAUUUCUAAAAUUAAAAUCCAUAACUCAUAUUUGGUAUGAAAAAAUAGAAAUUUUCAGCGGUUUUGCCGCAUAGCUUGUGGACCAUGUCGUCCCGUGUGUCUGCCUGCAUGUGACAUGAAGAUCUUGCCAUCCCAUAUUUACAAUACCUUGGAAAUGCAAGAUAGACACCGUUAAAGAAAAUGUGAGACUGGGAUAAGAGUGAUUAAAAAAGUGAUUUCUGGAUACAAUUCGUGCAGCGCAUAUUAAAGUGACAAAAACUAGGACAUAAGAACAAUGGAGGCAGAAGAAGAAGUUCGUAAGGAUUUGCUCCCUCAAAAUAAGAGAGCAGAUUCCGUUGUGAUUGAAGCUAGUCAGAUUAGUGUCAGUGUGAAGCGAAUAAGUCUUCCGGAAUUUCAGAGAUUGCCCUCCUUUAGUCAGGUCGAUGCCGACGGAAAUGGCAAGAUAGACUUUUUUGAAUUCAAACAAUUCUUUCCAGACUUACCGGAAGAAGAGGUUGUCAGAAUUUUCGAUGAAGUCGAUGUCGACCAUGAUGGACAACUGGACCGAGUGGAAUAUACGACUUGGAAAACCAAAGCUGUCGACUUUGCCCGAUCUCUCAUCCUCCCAAGGAAUAUCCUUGCCGAACAAAAUAAUCAGAAAGAUUUAUACAAAGACUUGUACAGUUGCACUCCUCCCCCGAUUUUUAUGUUCGCCAUUACGCUAAUAGAGAUUGGAGUAUUUAUUUAUAACUGGUACUAUUUAAGUAAUAAUGGCAUUACUUUAUACAACUACGGCCCCCCUCCAAUCCAUUCCGUGCUUAUCUAUCAUCCUGAGAAGAGAUAUGAAGUGUGGCGUUAUGUCUCGUACUUUUUGAUACAUUCUGGGUACAUGCACAUAAUUAACAACGUGGUCGUUCAGCUCCUUCUCGGCGUCCUGUUAGAAAUGGUGCAUAAAUGGUGGAGAGUUCUCGUGAUUUAUUUCGCUGGUGUGAUCGCUGGAUCACUGGCGACCUCGGUGUGGUCGCCGUAUACGAUGCUCGCUGGGGCCUCAGGAGGUGUUUAUGCACUUAUUUUUGCGCACAUGUCUACCGUGAUAUUGAAUUGGUCAGAAAUGGAGCACCCGUGGAUUCGAGUCUUACUAUUUUCAAUAUUUGUCACCUACGAUGUGGGCAUCGCGUGCUAUUAUGAAUAUUAUCUCGGAAAAGAAACAAUCGUUGGUUAUCCUGCCCAUACCGGCGGUGGGAUCGCUGGCCUCUUGACUGGAAUUUAUAUACUAAAAAAUGUAAAAUGGGAACGAUGGGAGACCUAUUUGUGGUACGCAUCCGUCGUUCUUGCAGCUCUUCUCGUCGCUUUUGCCGUCGCAUGGAAUGUGUUCAAACAAGACUACUAUCCUCAGAAUAAGUAUUAGUGUUAAUUAGUUUAACGGGUCAUUUUAUUUAUUUAUGUAUCUUCCUGUUAACGAUUGAAGAUUUUUAAUAAAUUAUUCGCAUCAAUUUUUAAA
Messenger RNA from Folsomia candida, 2052 nucleotides. Its product is annotated as rhomboid-related protein 2. Gene Ontology annotation, cellular component: membrane. Gene Ontology annotation, molecular function: calcium ion binding; serine-type endopeptidase activity. NCBI's taxonomy places the organism in Eukaryota, Metazoa, Arthropoda, Collembola, Entomobryomorpha, Isotomidae. Bases 847 to 1959 code for a protein of 370 amino acids. The transcript is spliced from 12 exons. The record is from RefSeq and is a predicted model, not a curated record.